Molecule: messenger RNA, 1028 nt
Organism: Gordionus sp. m RMFG-2023
Lineage: Eukaryota; Metazoa; Nematomorpha; Gordioida; Chordodea; Parachordodidae
Product: vesicle transport through interaction with t-SNAREs homolog 1A-like
Exons: 6
Coding region: 74-712 (212 amino acids)
Biological process (GO): macroautophagy; Golgi to vacuole transport; intra-Golgi vesicle-mediated transport
Cellular component (GO): ER to Golgi transport vesicle membrane; late endosome membrane; SNARE complex
Molecular function (GO): SNAP receptor activity; SNARE binding
Source: RefSeq, a predicted model, not a curated record
GAAUUUUUUGAUUGUUUAUUUCGAUAUUUUGAUUGCAUCGAGAUAUUAAUCUUUUAACAAUGUAGUUUAUAAUAUGCUCAGUGCAAAUAUAAUACAAAGUCAUAUUAAAAAUUUUGAAAAUUUAUUGCAAGUCAUAAAAGAGCGUGUAAAUAGAUCAGCUUUAGUUAACGAAAGAUAUGUAAAUUUGCCUGAGGUAUCUAAAUUGUUAGAAGAAGGCCAUGAACUUUUGGAACAAAUUGAUUUAGAAUCAAAUGAUUUGCCUAUGAAUGAAAAACAACAUAUCAAAUAUUUAAGUGAUCAAUAUAAAACACAAUUAGAUGGGCUAGACAAAACAUAUGAAUUAAAAAUAUCUCAGAAAUCAAAUGACUAUUUAGAAGGAGAUAAUUGUAAAGAUGAAGAAAAGCAAAGUCUUCUAGCCAAUUUAGACAGAUGUACAGAUAACAUUGAUCAUGGAUAUAGAGUGGCUUUGGAGUCAGAAAAAAUUGGGGCAGAGAUUUUGACAGACUUAAAAUGGCAAAGGGAAUCAUUAGAGCGAUCACAUGAUAGAAAUUUUACAAAAUCGGUUUAUAGUUGCCGGUGUCAUCAUCCUUAUGAUAAUAGUGAUAAUAAUAACCUUUUGGUACGCCAAAAAGAAAUGAAAACAAAGACUAUACGCAAAAAAAUAUUACUCCUCAGUAGAAGCUAUAUUUAUAAUAAAUAUAUUAUAAUAUAAUUUAAAAAUAUUUAUUUCAAUGGACACUAUUAUUUAUAAAUGAUGAUAUGUAAAUUUAAUCAAAACCAUAUUUUACUUUUAACAUGUUUAUGGGAUGGACAUGUUCAUUUAUUUUAGUCAUUUAAAUCGAAUUUAUUUAUGUAAUCUAAUGUUUUUGUAAUAUUUUUAUUUAUAUAAUAUAUUUUAAUUUUUAAAAUGUUGUAUAUACUUAUGUAAUUUUUGUAAUAAUAAAUGAACAAAUAAUUUUUGUAAUAAUAGUUCACAAAGAAAACCAGUAAAUAUUAUAAAAAAGUUUAUUUUUAGAGCAAGUUGACAA